AUGUCAGACUUCUGGCAAAACAACAAGGGCUCGAUUAUGUCGGGGUUAUCCACGGCUGGUAAAUAUGGCUACAAGGGCUCGAAAGCCGUUGCCAAGGCCGGAUAUAAGGCUGGCAAAAAUCAAUAUAAUAGUAGCCGCGGUAUUAGCAAUACUGAUCAACCAAAGGAUUCCGAAGACUCAGGAAGUUUUGAACGUACUUCAUCCCAACCUUCCCAACCGUUGCAAGAUGUUUCGAGCUUCCCGCCACCUCCAGUUCGUCCAGGUCAAAAUCAAUAUCAUGGUAAAGAACAACCCUCUGUGCCGAAUGCCGGAAGACCAACAGUUUACACACCUUCACAUGCCCAAAAUACUCAAGGAUCAAUAUCUAUGGCAGAUGUAAGCCCUCUCCCAUCGACAGCCCAACCACAUUUUCCAUCACAAGCGGAUAUUGCCCCACCAGUUUACGAAUCCUCGUUACCACUUCCUACUACUGCUGCUCCCGAUGCUACACGAAAACCCAUUCAGAUGUUGGCGCCGGAACCCAUGGUUCACGGGGCGAUUGAAUUAAACUACGUCGAAGAGUCUACCCCUGUUCUCCCUACGAGAAAUUAUAGCAUAGAUGCGCAACAAGAUCCAAGUGUAUAUACUCGCGACGCUGCUCUCCUCCCCCACGAAAUGAAUUCACAGACAACUUCCGAGAAGCCACAUCAAAGGGAAACUCUGCAAAAUAUUACACCAGACACGACUGCCAGUCAAAGUGUUCAGGCAAGUGGUCAGUAUCAGGUUAAGCCGUAUGUGCGAAAAACUCCUGAAGAACUCAUGGCUGAGAAAAAGGCUUUACGCCCUGUUGUUGAACCUACACUCACACCUGAGGUUAGAGCCCAGCAAAGGUCAGAGCCAGCUCGGCCUGCUGAAGCUGCCGCCAGCGAAUCCACUCACGAUACAGCCCAAAAAGGCAUUAGUGGAGUCUAUUCGCCAACCAUCCCAACUAAUUUUGCACCGCCUCCCACGCCGAGAGGGAGAAAUUUUACAGGAGCUGAUACAUUGAACUGUAAUCCUUCGCGUAAUAUCAGCCGAACCUCUUUACCUAGGAAUAACAACGCUGUGAGGUCGUCAAGCACUUUAUCAAGCAAUGAAAGUCGUUUGCAAAUUGGUAAGUCACGAAAAGAUGAUGACGUUCCCAAGUCAGCUGUGGUAGGAUCCUACAAUUACGAUGCGAAGGUCAACUUUCAGCCUCCGCCGAAACCUUUUAGAAGAGAUGAGCAGCAACGAUCUGAUACGCUUCGUUCCUCGCAAAGAUCGCAGCAGGUGGUCUUACCAAGUCUGCAAACAGCCGUAACACUCCCAUUGCAGGCCGAAGCUAUUUCAAUGCCACCACAGCAUGCUCACAGCGCCACAAUCGACCUAUCAGAUUCUCAAAGCCUGGUGAGCGCAGAGCAUCGGAUUGUUGCUUCUCCAGCGCUGCCCCCAAGAAGGAUAGAAUCGCCGAUGGUCUCAAAUUCUUCACGGGAACACACUGUGGAUGUUGUCUCAAAGAAUUCUAUUCAAACUGAUGCUUCGGCUUCAAGGAAAGAAGAUAGUUUUGGAGCCUUGAAUAAUGAACUAGCUGCAAAACUAAAAAUUAAAAAGAAGGCUCCUCCCAUUCCUAAAAAGAAAGAAUCUCUUAAAGUACGUCCUCCUGUUCCUGCCAAGAAACCUUCGCUAAACUGGAGUCCUAGCCUUAGCAGCAAUAUAGGUGGAAUAAAAACCGCUGUUGUUAAAGAGCCGUCAGUUGAAGUCGCUCCACCACCUGUGGCACCUGCAAAAAGAUCCCCCGCCCCUCCUUCUCCACACACCAGAGGUCAACCUGCCGUUGAAUUGAGUGUACAACCCGGGGCAAUCGGUACGGACGAAAACCCGUUCCAGAGAUAUCUUUUACGAGCUGUGCCAACUGAGAACGAUCGUUUGCACAAGUAG
Messenger RNA from Lachancea mirantina, 1935 nucleotides. The record is from the annotation of a GenBank genome assembly. Lineage: Eukaryota; Fungi; Ascomycota; Saccharomycetes; Saccharomycetales; Saccharomycetaceae.